ACCCCACCCAUGGGCUGUCACCCUAUACUUCGUAACUGGGCCUGGGCUACGAGAUGGGCCGUUCAUUGGAGGUCAGUUUCCACACGGCACAGGCUACAUAUGCAAUCGAGAGAGCACGGGUAAAGGCAGCUAAUGAAUGAAUCGUCUUCAACCUUCUCGUCCUCUGCUCUUGUUCCUCACCUCCCUGCUAUCUGUAUCUCCCCCUUGUUGCUGAUUCUCACCUCAAAUCUCUUCUCUUGUAUCCGAAAUCGGUACUGAUUUGAUUGCUCACCCCAUGUAUGUGCUUGGGUCGUGACAAUUUGGUUAUCAGAGCCAUAAAAUUUCCUCAAAUUUUGCUUUCGUUGUGUGUUCCUCAACUCUCUCGAUCCUUAACAUCCACUGCCCUGGGUGUGAUUUGCUUCGGUGAAUCGCACAAAAUCCUUGGGCUAGGUUGGAUCGGUUUGGAGUGGAGCAACUGUGCCAUCGAAACCCUUAAGGCAGAGCCAAGAAAACAAUCCCCACCCACUCAUGCGUACCAUCUGUUCGACAAAAUGUCAAGCCAUCCAGAGAUGCUCACCGGCGGCGUUCUCCACGUCAUCGUGCACCAUGUGUACUACCCAGUCACAGAGGAUACAGUCCAGCAGGUGUUCGCAGCGUAUGGUGUGGUGAAAAUCUCAGUAUCCCAAUGAAUCGACCAUGUGGAGGCGGUGGUUCAGUUUCGCACAAGACGCGGGGCAGCGCAAGCCCUGGCCCUACAUGGUCGUUGCAUCUAUGAGCGUGCCUGCCUCCUCGAAAUCCAGGAGGUUUCGCCGGGUUUACUUCCUGCCACCACCGCGGGGUGCCUAGGAGUGGCGUCGGCAGCUCGUGUCACGGAGGUCGCCUCUCCUUCACCAGCGCUGACAAACAGUGCCACGACCACCAGCUGGGCACAGCUUCGGGCCAUGUUGGAGGAGGCUCUCGAAGGAUGAAGGCCUUAUCCACACCCGUUGCAUCUGUCGUAGCCCCGCCAUUGCCAGGCUCCGCAUCAGUGAACAUCGAGGAUGCCAACGAUAGGCAGGGGGCGGCCAUCGCAGCUCCACACAUGGAGGUCGUCAACCAAAAAGCCAACAGUGUCGAAACCACAGGAUCAGCCUCGCCCUCUACAGGCAUGUUUUUGGCAAUUGCAGCACCUGCAGAAACUCUGCCAGCCCCUGAGUUGGCGACACUGAUGCCCAACAUAUGUUCGACAGAAUGCUCCCAGGAAGACGCCAACAAGGUGACCCAUGUGGUCCCGUUGGAUGCAUCUCGCUUGAUCACGGCACCGCUCAGCAACAUCCUCUGCAACACUUCACCUUGUGCUAUGCCUUUGGUGUACGCAGAUACUGACGAGGAACAGAUUGGGAAGAGUGGUGCCAUGCAACCACUAUGGCCACCACGAGCACCACCAAGUACAUGGCAGUUACAGUGCGUGGAACAUCCUAUUGUAAAUUUGACUGAGCUGAAACCAUGGCCAGAUCCAUGUAUGAGCAAGAGCAGUGGAGGCAGGGAGAUGCCACCGUGGACACAAUACGCUAUCGGUCCUGGAAAGAGUGACAAGUUUCUGGACCUUUAUGAGGGAAGUGGGUCAAGUUGGAGGUUAACAAAAUGUGGAACACCUGGAAACAUUGGCAGUUUUGAAGAUAUUCUAUUUGCAAACAACGACAUGCAAUAUUCUCCGGUUAUUGUUGUAUUGUUUCCUGACUUCCAUGAACGCCUGCUGUAUGUAUGGCCUAGUUAUGUGGAUAUGACGAACCGGAAGCUUGGGUUGGCUGAGUUCCCUGAAGAUAGUAGAUUCAUAAAUAUGGAAUCAGCCCUUGUUGCAUUAGGUUGCAAGGCUUGUCUUCUUCUUGCAGAUUUUGAGAAAUCAAUAGAUUUGCAAGCUCUUCAGGAUGCUAUUAUCAAUUGCAAUAUUCUUCUGACUGAAAGAAAGAAGGCUGAAUUUAAAUCUAGAGAUCUUGUGCAGGAUCUUGGUAGAAUAAUCAGAAGUUAUGUCGAGCCAGUUCGUGAUCUCCUAUCUCAGUUUGACUAUACUUUGGGUGCCCUUGGAGCUCUAGUAUUAUAUGCUGAGUUGCUAGCAGAUGAUACUAAUUAUGGAAAUUACAUGAUUGAGAAAUACAAUUUGGACUGCUACAUACGACUUGAUUCUGCUGCGGUGCUAGCAUUGGAUAUUGUUGAAGGAAAAACUGAUGCAAACAAACAAUUUAGGUUGUUUGGUUCGAUAAAAAGAACUUGCACUGCUGGGAUGGGGCAUCGAGUACUUAACAAAGUGCCAAAACAACCUCCGUUGGGUGUCAACGACAUAAAUAACAGAUUAUAUAUGGUUCAGACUUUCGCGGAAGAUUCCGAGCUUUGCCAGGGUCUUAGGCAACAACUUAAAAUGAUGUCUGAUAUUGAUCGCCCAACACAUGCUCUCUGUAAGAAAUCAGCCAACCAGCCUGCUGUUACGCUCUACAAGUUCUGCUCUAGAAUCUCGUACAUCCAGAGUGGUCUUCAGCAAUACAAUGGCCAAUUUUCUACAUUCACAAGGACAAGGUUCCUUAGCUCUUUUGAAGUGUGGCUGACAGAGAAUCAAUAUGGUAGGUUUCCUAAUCUUGUUGAGAUAGAUAUUGACAUCGAUCAAGUAGCCAAUGCUGAGUACAGGAUAUCUCCACCUCGCUUGUGGCCACCAUGGGACACAUAUGAUCCUUCUGUCAGCCAUGUGCAAGAAUGGUUUGAAGCCGCCAGGAACAUGAAAAACCUGGAUAGGAGUGGUUGUCCUCGUUCAGCUUUAGAGGCAUGCAAGUUUCUUUUGCCAUUAGAUUCAGAUGACCCAAAGGGUGCUCUGUUUUGCAUGGACUCCUUUGCUCUAAGAUUGAAGCAGUACAAAUGGUUGGAACAGUUUGCUGAAGAGUACCAAUGUGAUAACUCCCUUUGGCUGUUCCCCAAUUUCUCCUUUUCACGUGAUGUGGCAUCUGAAGAUGUUUCUAAUGAUGUUGACAAGACAACAGUUGUAGACCUUUUGAAGCAAGCAUUCAUGCUUCACCCUCUGGUGCUUUCCAAGAUGGUUGACAUGGCUCCUUUGAACGACUCUUCAUGGACCCAAAUACUUGAGAAUGUGUUCUGCACAUGCCAACAUGGGUGUUCCCCUGAUGGUGCAAUAGAAAAUUUUCAGAAAAUUGGCAUUGAAUUGGGAGGACUGAACACUACCAAGCACACUUAUGAAGAGGAUUUCAGUUUCUUUCAUCAGCUUGUGAUUAGCAGUUUAAUCGGCCCCAACCACAUACUUCUGCCAUAUGAUCCAGGUGGCUUGGCUCUUCGGCUCGACGAGUGUGGCGGCAUUUCUGAUUCAAGGAUGUUCAUCACCGGCUUGAGGGCAAGCCGAAUUUCAAGGGAGGAAGAGUGUAACACCCCACCCAUGGGCUGUCACCCUAUACUUCGUAGGCCUGGGCUACAAGAUGGGCCGUUCAUUGGAGGUCAGUUUCCACAUGUCACAGGCUACAUAUGCAAUCGAGAGAGCACGGGUAAAGGCAGCUAAUGAAUGAAUCGUCUUCAACCUUCUCGUCCUCUGCUCUUGUUCCUCACCUCCCUGCUAUCUGUAUCUCCCCCUUGUUGCUGAUUCUCACCUCAAAUCUCUUCUCUUGUAUCCGAAAUCGGUACUGAUUUGAUUGCUCACCCCAUGUAUGUGCUUGGGUCGUGACAGGCACAAACGACCAAGCCGAUAUAAAAUGGUGAGUAAACCCUCUUGCAACCAGGUCGAAAGAAAAAUAAAAAACAUCGGGCUAGUGGCACAAGUCCCCUAACCCAACACCAA
Messenger RNA from Triticum dicoccoides, 3787 nucleotides. RefSeq lists its product as uncharacterized. Gene Ontology annotation, biological process: mismatch repair. Gene Ontology annotation, molecular function: mismatched DNA binding; ATP binding. The record is from RefSeq and is a predicted model, not a curated record. NCBI's taxonomy places the organism in Eukaryota, Viridiplantae, Streptophyta, Magnoliopsida, Poales, Poaceae. Gene Ontology annotation, cellular component: RQC complex. Bases 944 to 3511 code for a protein of 855 amino acids. The transcript has a single exon.